This is a messenger RNA of Limulus polyphemus (Atlantic horseshoe crab), 3151 nucleotides long. RefSeq names its product importin subunit alpha-3-like. Gene Ontology annotation, biological process: NLS-bearing protein import into nucleus. Gene Ontology annotation, cellular component: nucleus; cytoplasm; nucleoplasm. The transcript has 13 exons. The record is from RefSeq and is a predicted model, not a curated record. Lineage: Eukaryota; Metazoa; Arthropoda; Merostomata; Xiphosura; Limulidae. Bases 105 to 1643 code for a protein of 512 amino acids. Gene Ontology annotation, molecular function: nuclear import signal receptor activity; protein binding.
AUGUAGAGUAUUAGCCUAACCGAUUUUCGACCGGGUCACGCAUUUUUGAAGAUUAGAUGUAGAUAGAAGAUUUAUUAUUUAUCUUAAGUUCGUUUACUGCAGAAAUGUCCGAUAAAUCAAGGUUGCAACACUUCAAAAAUAAAGGAAAAGAUCAAGAUGAGAUGAGAAGAAGAAGAAAUGAAGUAACUGUGGAAUUAAGGAAAAGUAAGAGAGAUGAAUCACUACUGAAAAGAAGAAAUGUUCCAGUAACAGAUUCUACAGAUGAAGAUGAGACAGAAUGGAAUGUGAAUAAUUCAAAUCUUCAAAUGAUUGUACAGAAUGCAAGUAGCACAGAACCUGGAGUUCAGUUGACUGCUGUCCAAACUGCUAGAAAACUCCUGUCAAGUGAUAGAAAUCCCCCAAUAGAUGAUUUAAUAAACUCUGGAAUACUACCAAUCUUCAUACAUUGUUUGCAACAAGAAGACAAUCCUUCCUUGCAAUUUGAAGCAGCAUGGGCUUUAACAAAUAUUGCUUCAGGUACCUCAGCUCAGACACAAGCAGUUGUCAUUGCAGGUUCUGUUCCCUGGUUUUUGAAUCUUCUUAGGUCUCCUCACCAGAAUGUUUGCGAGCAAGCUGUUUGGGCUCUUGGAAACAUUAUAGGAGAUGGACCUCAGCUUCGAGAUUUUGUUAUCAGAGCUGGUGUAAUUCCACCUCUUCUUGCCUUGAUCAAACCUGACACCCCACUUUCUUUCCUCAGAAACAUCACCUGGGUGAUAGUUAACCUUUGUCGAAAUAAAGAACCACCACCACCCAAAGAAGCAGUUUCAGAGAUUCUUCCUGUUCUAUGCAUGCUAAUACAUCACACAGAUAUCAAUAUUUUAGUAGAUACUUUUUGGGCAAUAUCUUACCUAACUGAUGGAGGAAAUGAACUGGUACAGAUGGUAAUUGAUUCUGGUGUGGUGCCUCAUCUUGUUCCAUUUCUCAGCCAUAAAGAAGUUAAGGUUCAGACAGCAGCUCUAAGGGCUGUAGGAAACAUUGUCACUGGAACUGAUGAACAGACCCAAGUGGUGCUUAAUUAUGAUGCUUUGUCUCACUUCCCAGCAUUAUUAACACACCCAAAAGAAAGAAUCAACAAGGAAGCUGUGUGGUUCCUUUCUAAUGUGACAGCAGGAAACCAUCAACAGGUGCAAGCAGUUAUAGAUGCAGGUCUAAUUCCAAUGAUAAUAGAUCACCUCAAUCGAGGAGAGUUUCAAACUCAGAAAGAAGCAGCCUGGGCAGUCAGUAAUCUUACUCUAAGUGGUACAAAAAGCCAAGUUGGCUACCUGGUCAGUGAGAAUGUCCUCCCUGCUUUGUGCAAUCUUCUGACUGUCCGAGAUGCCCAAAUUGUACAGGUGGUCCUAGAUGCAUUAAGUAACAUGCUCAAAGUCUUAGACAAGGAGUUUGAGUACAUAGCCAAUACAAUAGAAGAGUGUGGAGGGUUAGAGAAAAUAGAAAUACUUCAGAAUCAUGAAAAUGAAGAAAUUUACAAGUUAGCUUACGAAAUAAUUGAACAGUACUUUUCUGAAAGCGCUGAUGAGGACCCAAACUUGAUACCAGAAUCAUCAGAACAGGGUUACCAGCUUGGAUCUAACAGUUCAAUUCCUUCUGAAGGGUUCAGGUUUUAAGAAAGGUCAAGGCUUACUUGUGUGUAGAAAUCCAGCCAAGACUUUCUGACUUCCAAACAAUGUACAGAGUUCAUUUUCCAGAACCAGGGAUCUGUGAACAUGUGGGCUUGAAAUAAUGCCUAUUGGUGAUUUGUAUAGUUAAGUUUGGACAAACAGCUGUUAUUCCAAUGUGAAUUAUAAGGUCUCUGAGAUUCUAUGUUUUUGAAAUGUUAGCAGCUUUCAUCAUUAUAAACAAUCAAGAAAUAAACCCAGCUGAUCAGAACAUUCAAAAUGUAUUCAUAAUUUGAUAUAAUUUGUCGCAAUUAAGCCAGCUCCUAAUUACAAAUUCUUUUAAGGGAGGGGAAGAAAACUUUAUUAAAUUUUGAUCUCUUUUAUGUGUCAAACCAUACAUGUUUGAUAUUAACAGAAGUUUAAAAGUUUAAUAUGGAUAUAAAGUACAUCAUAGCUUCUGUUUUUUGUUUUUUUUAUCAUAGGGGAGAAGACAAGUAAGAAUUAAAUGGUUAGGUAUUCAUUGAGUGUAAUAUAUGAAAAAGUACUAAAAUCUGAAGGUUUGUUAAAGAAAACUACCUUUUGUUAUUGGUGUUUACACAGAUGUUAAUUCUGUAAAUUUUUUUUGUAAGAUAUGCUGUAAUUAGGAAAAUUUGAGCCUAAAUCCUUUUUAAAAUUAGUUAAAACUUCACUAAAGCAAAUCAUUUUUAACUUUCACUCACAAUUUGUAAUGAAAUGUAUUCUUUUCUGCUAAAAAUAAUAAUUUAAAACAAAAAAAUAGAAGUCGUAUAUUAUUUGAAAUAAAAGGGACCCUACUUCUUACUUUGCUUUUGUAGUGGAGGGGGGGUAUUGUUUUUGGGGCAGCAUAGUUUAUAUAAGGUUCCAGAUUCCAAAUCUGGUAUUUCAAAUUUUUACUUAACCAAUACCAUUAGUUUUUGCUUUUAAGCUUUAAUUCUGUUUUCUGACCGAAAAGUAUGUCAAUUGAAAGGAUGUAACUGAACAAGUAAAGCUUAAUAAUUACCUUAUAAAGAGGAAGCAGUCAGUGAAAUUAGAAGACUGGUUAUAAAAGCAUGUAGACCUGUGGAUUUUGUAGGUGUUGUCCUUAAACUUUAAUCAGGUGGUCAGUUAUUUUUCCUUCUGGUGUAUUGUUGAUAUUUAAGUAGCUAGGCUUAAGACUGUAAGUGAUGGAUAUAUUCACAAGUUGAUUUUGGAUGUACACACGGAAAGCUUUGUUAGAACAAGAAACUUGUGUUUCAGCUUUUUAUAAAAAAAAAAGAAGGGGAUUGUUUUCAUUUAAAAAUCAUGUAUGCAAAAUUUAUUGUGCUUUCACUACAUCAGUAAAAGCAUUAGUUUUGUACCAGAUGUAUGUUAUUUUAUCAAAAGCUCUAUUUUUUUUCUGUGAACUUCAUUACAGUAGUUUAUCUGCAUCGUACUGUUACACAUUGUAGUCGUGUACAAACGUACAUAGCUCUGCUAAAGUUACGCUGAAACAAUGGCCUAAUAAAAUGUCAUACAUGGGA